UCAAUUUCCAAAAAUUUCCUAUUUUUAGCGAAAAUCAGUUAUUGGGAUCCGUAGAUCUAGCAAUCCCCUAAAUGCAUGUCCAUAGACAUUGGGAUCGAUCCAAAGGAGGAGAAAAAAUGGUGGCGAAAUCAGGCUCGAGAUGUUGCUGUUGUUGUUGGUUCCUCGGGAUCAUCGUGGUGAUCGCUGUAGUGCUCGCCGUCGUUUUCACCAUCAGACAUAGAGCAAACCAUUUCGAUGAUAUCGCUCCUGGCUCCACUGAUAAGAAGUACGCUGAUGCUCUCAAGAUCGCCAUGCAGUUCUUCAAUAUCCAGAAAUCUGGUAAGCUGGAGAACAACAAAAUACCUUGGAGAGGAGAUUCAGGUCUUAAAGAUGGAAGUGAAGCGAGUCUGGACCUUUCCAAAGGUUUAUACGAUGCUGGAGAUCACAUGAAGUUUGGUUUCCCUAUGGCAUUCACUGCCACUCUUCUCUCCUGGUCCAUUCUCGAGUACGGAGACCACAUGGACUCCCUGGACCAACUUGAUCCUGCUAAAGACUCUCUAAAGUGGACCACUGAUUUCCUCAUCAAUGCUCAUCCUUCUCCAAACGUCCUCUACAUUCAGGUGGGAGAUCCGGAGACGGAUCAUAAAUGCUGGGAUAGGCCAGAAACAAUGUCAAGGAAGAGAACUCUCACCAAGAUUGAUGCAGACACUCCAGGGACUGAAGUUGCUGCAGAAACAGCAGCAGCCAUGGCUGCAGCAUCUCUAGUCUUCAAAGAAAGUGAUACCAAAUAUUCAGGCACGCUUCUCAAACACGCCAAGCAGUUGUUCGAUUUCGCCGAUAACAACAGGGCAUCUUACAGCGUCAACAUACCUGAGGUUCAGAGUUACUACAACUCCACUGGCUACGGAGAUGAGCUUCUUUGGGCAGCAUCAUGGUUGUACCAUGCGACAGAGGACAAAACGUACCUCGACUUUGUGUCUAAAAAUGGAGAGGAGUUUGGAAACUUUGGAAGUCCGACAUGGUUUAGUUGGGACAACAAGCUUCCAGGAACACAUGUACUAUUAUCAAGAUUAACCUUCUUCAAAAAAGGCCUAUCAGGAAGCAAAGGACUUCAAGGUUAUAAAGAAACAGCAGAAGCUGUCAUGUGUGGGCUCAUACCAGACUCCCCAACAGCUACAUCUAGUAGAACUGAUGGUGGUCUUAUAUGGGUUGCUGAAUGGAAUGCACUGCAACAUCCUGUGUCCUCAGCAUUUUUAGCCACACUCUACAGUGACUACAUGCUCACAUCCGGUGUUGAUAAACUAUCUUGCGGUGACACAUCCUUUAAACCAUCAGAUCUCAGAAAAUUCGCCAGAUCACAGGCUGAUUACAUGCUAGGGAAGAAUCCAGAGACAAUGAGCUAUUUGGUGGGUUAUGGUGAUAAAUAUCCAGAGUUUGUGCAUCAUCGAGGAGCUUCGAUACCAGGUGAUGCAAACACAGGAUGUAAAGAUGGAUUCAAGUGGCUUAACUCAGACGAACCGAACCCUAACGUAGCUUAUGGUGCACUUGUUGGUGGACCGUUUCUGAACGAGACGUUUAUUGAUGCGAGGAACAAUUCAAUGCAGAAUGAACCGAGUACUUAUAACAGUGCUCUUGUGGUUGGUCUUUUGUCUAGUUUGGUUACUAGAUCUUCAUCGGUAGAAUCUUUUAAAUGA
Molecule: messenger RNA, 1673 nt
Organism: Brassica oleracea var. oleracea
Lineage: Eukaryota; Viridiplantae; Streptophyta; Magnoliopsida; Brassicales; Brassicaceae
Product: endoglucanase 2
Exons: 6
Coding region: 72-1673 (533 amino acids)
Biological process (GO): carbohydrate metabolic process
Molecular function (GO): hydrolase activity, hydrolyzing O-glycosyl compounds
Source: RefSeq, a predicted model, not a curated record